Messenger RNA from Syngnathoides biaculeatus (alligator pipefish), 8657 nucleotides. RefSeq names its product collagen, type XIV, alpha 1a (gene col14a1a). The coding region runs from base 371 to 6010 and encodes 1879 amino acids. NCBI's taxonomy places the organism in Eukaryota, Metazoa, Chordata, Actinopteri, Syngnathiformes, Syngnathidae. Gene Ontology annotation, molecular function: protein binding. The record is from RefSeq and is a predicted model, not a curated record. Gene Ontology annotation, cellular component: interstitial matrix. The transcript is spliced from 47 exons.
UGUGUGUGUGUGUGUGCGCGUGUUAUUGAUUAAUCCCUGCUGUCUCUGAAGCUCAAGAAGGAAAAUGAAAACUAAAAUACACAACCCCCCCAUGAAUAUGAAUGAUAAAUGAUAAUGAUAAAAUAGAAGACUAGCCACUGGACAGAGAGAGAGAGAGAGAGACGCUUUUGCUCGUCGUCAUAAGCUGCAAUGCUGAUUUGUGCCACCGAUUUGAGAAGUGUUGAGGUGAUUUUUAUACGCGGCGGCUGGUCGGCGAAGGGUUGAGAACGUAGCCCGUCGCGGGGUCACGGGGUCACGGCCGACCGACACCGUCACGACUGUCCUCGAACAAACCCGAUUUGGUGCAUUGCAACAAAAGUGGCAAUCACAAAUGGUUCACACACAAGACGAACGAGGGAGAGAAGAACAGAGAUUUCCUACCGCCUACUUCGUGUCCCCGGCGAAGCGGAGUAUUUUAAUUAUUGCAGCUCCGCGGAGGCUUCGUUUCAAAGUGCUGAAGCCAAACAAGUUGCUGGUCUCGUGGAGGGAGCCCAAAGGCGACUUUGACAGCUACCUGUUCCUCUACAAAACUCUACCAGGUGGCCAUCAGAGGGAGAUCAUCACAUCGAAAAGCGACAGUAAAGUCUUGAUCGCAGACUACGAGCCAUCCAAGGACUACGUUGUCAGAGUAAUUGCUGUCGGCGGCAGCACUCAGAGCAGAGCGCUCCUUGGCAGAUUUAAAGCUGUUGAAAGGGGGGAGGAGGAUGUUGGAGGCAGAACGGAGCCGCAACGUCUGACCGACUCAUUCGUUUUGCCCGAAGACGUCAACGAGAUCUACGGAGCGGACCAGUUCGUGUGCCACACUGAAUCCGUAGCAGACAUCGUGAUCCUGGUCGACGGCUCUUGGAGUAUCGGUCGGCUCAACUUCCGGCUGGUCCGCGUGUUCUUGGAAAACCUGGUCAACGCUUUUGACGUUGGCAUUGAUAAGACCAGGAUAGGUCUGGUUCAGUAUAGUGGCGAUCCCAGGAUGGAGUGGAAUCUCAACGCUUUCACCAAUAAAGAAGCUGUCAUUGACGCUGUCAAGAACCUUCCUUACAAAGGAGGAAACACUCUCACGGGGCUGGCACUGUCCUAUAUCUUGGAGAACUGUUUCAAGCCUCAAUCCGGCGCCCGUGCUGGCGUACCUAAGAUCGGGGUCCUCAUUACUGACGGGAAGUCUCAAGAUGAUGUUACGCCGCCUGCGGAAAGCCUGCAUAAAGCCGGAGUUGAGCUCUUCGCCAUCGGUGUCAAGAAUGCUGAUGAGAACGAGCUGCGCUCCAUCGCCUCGGAGCCGGAUGACUCUCAUGUAUAUAAUGUCGCUGACUUCAGUGUGAUGAGCUCCAUUGUGGAAGGAUUGACCAGAACGGUGUGUGAACAAGUGGAGCAGCAAGACAAGGACAUUAAGGAGCAGCAGCCACCGGAGGUUAUUAGACCACCGUCGGGCUUGGUGACAUCAGAGGUCACGGCCAGGAGCUUUCGGGUCACGUGGCGCCACUCGCCCGGAAAUGUGGAGAAAUACAGAGUGGUAUUUUCCCCAGUUCAUGGAGGACAACCGCAGGAGGCUGUCGUCGACGGCCGCGACACCUCCGUGGUGUUGCGCCACCUCGACUCGCAGACCAAAUACCGGCUGUCCGUGUUUGCCGCCAACCAAAAUGAGGCCAGUGAACCGGCGACAGGAUAUGAAACAACCCUGGCUCUUCCCUCCGUGACGGCCCUCCAGCUGCUUGAUGCGACUCACAACAGCAUGAGAGCGAGAUGGGACAGCGUGAAGGGAGCGUCCGGCUACAUGUUGCUUUUUACACCGCUUACCGACGAUGGAGGCUUAGUUGAGAAGGAGGUGAAAGUGUCAGAAGCGGUGACGGAACUGGAGCUGGACGGUCUGGUCCCCCGCACCGAGUACAGCGUCAGUGUUUAUGCAAUGUAUGGCGAGGAGGCCAGCGACCCCAUUACAAACCAGGAAACUACUUUACCACUUAGCGCGCCCGGUAACCUCCAGUUCUCUGACAUCAGCCACAACUCGGCCCGCAUCGGCUGGGACCCCUCGGCCGCCGGAGCAGCUGGCUACCGUAUCACGUGGGUCAAGACGGACGGGCGGCUCACCGAGGAGGUGGAAGUUGGGCCUGUGCGGUCUUACGUCCUCAGCGGACUGACAUCUCUGACCGAGUACUCGGUGGCUGUCUUCGCCCUGUACGAUGAAGGCCAAUCGGAACCGCUCACCGAUGGAUUCACAACCACUCCUGUUCCAGGUCCUCUCCAUCUCCGUUCCAGCGAUGUCAGUCCAGACAGUUUUCGGGUCAGCUGGGAUCACUCAGCAGAUGACAUCGUGGUCUACAGAGUCUCCUGGGCGCCGCUCGCAGGAGGCGACGCGAAGCAGGUGGUCCUCAGUGGAAGCACUGACAGGUACACUUUGGCAGACCUGAAACCUUCCACUGCGUACGAAGUUAUGGUGACGGCAGUCUUCAAAGACCAGUCCGAGAGCGACGCCGUGUCCGUCACAGAAAUCACACUGGCCAAGACGACCACCACGACGACGGCCGCCACAACCUCCGCCCCCCGCCGAGCGCUGAGAAAGCUUCUCGUGAACGACGAGACCACGCAGAGCCUGCGGGCGUCUUGGGAGCUGGACGACCCCCUCGUGGACAGCUACAGGGUGUCCUACGCCAGCCUCGGAGCCCGUCGCACAGACAAGACCGUGUUCGUUCCCGGCGGGCAAAAAAGCGCGCUGCUGGACUCGCUACUUCCUGACACGGAGUACAACGUAACUGUCACACCGAUUUACGGUUACAGGGACGUCGGCGUCAGCGUGUCCACGCGGGGGACGACACUGGCGCUCUUGCCUCCCGAGAACCUUCGCGUGUCCGAGGAGUGGUACAACCGCUUCAGGGUCACCUGGGACCCUCCGCCAUCCGCUGCUGCGGCUUUCAAGAUCUUUUACCGGCCUGUUGAUGUCCCAGGGAGGGUUUCGGAGAUGAGCGCCGGUGAAGACGUCAACUCGCUUCUCCUCCUGAAUCUGCAAAGCGGGACAGAGUACGACGUUCAAGUGACGGCUUCCUACCCGGCAGGACAAAGUCAACCGCUGCUUUCGAAGGCUAAAACACUGUUCUUGGGGGUCUCGGGCUUGACGGUCUCGCAGCUGCGCCACAACAGCUUGUGCGUGGAAUGGCAGCCUCAUCUGCACGCGACACAUUACAGAAUCUCCAUCCAGUCCACGCUCAACAGUCAGCGACAGGAAGUGAGCCAAGGAGGCGGGGCUUCUCGGCAGUGCUUCUACGACCUUUUCCCGAGCAGCCAGUACGAGAUCAGCAUUCGCUCGCUGAUGCAGGAAAUGGAAGGCCCCGCCGUCACCGUCACCGGGAUGACGCUGCCAGCGCCCACGCAGGCUCCGACGGAGCCCCCUCCCACGGAACCCCCUCCCACCAUCCCGCCUGCCAAAGAAGUCUGCAAAGAGGCCAAGGCGGACCUGGCGUUCCUGGUCGACGGUUCUUGGUCCAUCGGCGACGACAACUUCAUGAAGAUCACCAAGUUCCUGUACAGCACCAUUGGAUCGCUGGAUCAAAUCGGGCCCGACGGCACCCAGGUGGCCAUUUGCCAGUUCAGUGACGACGCUCGGACAGAGGUCGAGUUGAGUUCCCAUGGCAACAAAGAAGCACUGCUGGAAGCCAUUCAGAGAAUCAAAUACAAGGGAGGCAACACAAAGACAGGUCGAGCCAUCAAGCAUGUGAAGGAGUCCAUUUUCAACUCUGAUGCCGGAGCCAGGAGGGGGGUACCCAAAGUUCUGGUCGUCCUCACUGACGGCCGUUCGCAGGACGACGUCAAUAAAGUGUCCAAGGAAAUGCAGAUGGAAGGGUACAUCAUCUUUGCAAUCGGCUUUGCGGAUGCAGAUUACGGCGAACUCGUCAACAUCGCCAGCAAGCCCGGCGACAGGCACGUCUUCUUCGUGGACGAUUUGGAUGCGGUGAAGAAAAUCGAGGAGCACCUCAUUACCUUCGUCUGCGAGGCAGCCACUGCCACUUGUCCGUCAAUUCUGAUGAGUGGGGGCAGCGUGGCAGGUUUUCACAUGAUGGACAAGUUUGGUCUGGCGGAGAAGGAGUACAGCACCAUAUCCGGAGUUUCUCUGGAGCCGGGCUCGUUCAACAGCUUCCCCUGUUAUAGGCUGCAUCGGGAUGCUCUGGUGUCGCAGCCCACCAAGUUCCUCCACCCUGAAGGUUUGCCGUCUGACUACACCAUCUCCGUGAUGUUCCGCCUUCUUCCCGAGACUCCACACGAGCCCUUUGCAUUGUGGGAAAUCCUCGAUAAGGACAACAAGCCCUUGGUGGGACUCAUCUUGGACUACUCCGGGAAGAGUUUGACGUUCUUCAACUACGACUACAAAGGAGACUUUCAGACUGUCACCUUCGAAGGAACUCAGAUCAAAAAAGUUUUCCAUGGCAGUUUCCACAAGCUGCACGUGACCAUCAGUAAGACGGCAGUGACGCUGGUGUUGGACUGCGCCCUCGUCGGGGAAAAAGCCAUCGGAGCGGCCGGGAACAUCACCACGGAUGGCGUGGAGAUCCUGGGCCGCACGCUGCGGUCUCGAGGCAGACGGGACAGUUCUGCUCCGUUCCAGCUGCAGAUGUUCGAUAUCAUCUGCAGCACGUCCUGGGCGAGCAGGGACAAGUGCUGCGAACUGCCGGCUUUGCGAGUCGAGGAGGAGUGCCCGUCCAUGCCUCACGCCUGCGCCUGCGCCCAAGACAGCAAAGGACCACCGGGACCUUCCGGACCUCCCGGUGGUCCGGGGAUUCGGGGAACGCGAGGGGACAGGGGGGAACCUGGCGUGACGGGGCCGCAAGGGCCUGUGGGAGAGACCGGCCCCCCCGGACCACCCGGACCGUCAGGUCCUCAGGGACCCAGCGGCCUCUCUAUUCAAGGCCCUCAGGGGGCCGCCGGGGAGAAGGGACAUAAAGGAGACGUCGGCCCACCCGGCCCCACGGGCGUUCCUGGGAGUCAGGGCCCCCCGGGGAGGGAUGGACCCCCUGGAGCGCGGGGCCUGCCGGGUAACAGCGGACCUCAAGGUCAACAGGGGCCGCCGGGCCCGCUUGGGGCCCCGGGUGCACCUGGGGCUGCGGGCCCCAUCGGGUCAGCGGGACCUCAAGGGGAACAAGGACCUUCGGGUCCUGCUGGUAUCAAAGGAGAUAAAGGAGAAAGAGGUGACGUGCAGUCGCAGGCAGCCGUGCGCGCGAUCGCAAGACAAGUGUGUGAGCAGCUCAUUCAAAGCCACUUGUCUCGCUACAACUCCAUCCUGAACCAAAUCCCGGUCCAGUCGGCGCAUCCGGCGCCCGGGCCGCCCGGCGAGCCCGGAAGGAGGGGCCCCCCGGGACCCCAGGGAGAGCAAGGUCCGGCCGGCAGGCCCGGUUUCCCCGGAGCCAACGGGCAGAGCGGACGGCCAGGAGAGAGAGGUGUUGCAGGGGAGAAGGGUGAGAGGGGGAGCCCGGGUGUUGGGAGCCAAGGACCAAGGGGCCCCCCAGGACCACCCGGCUUACCGGGCGAGGGGCGCACUGGCAGUCAAGGACCCGUCGGGCGGCCCGGGGACCCGGGGGCUCCGGGGAGGCCGGGCAAUCCGGGUCCCCCCGGACCGACCGGUCCGGCGGGCUACUGCGACCAGAACUCUUGUUUGGGGUACAACGUUGGAGUCCAAACUUUGCCACACGGCGGCUAUCGGCACUACGAUCACGGCCGCAAUCGAGCUCACCACCCGUCUGCAGUCGCGUACGGCGACGACCGCGGAGGCCGAGAUGACGAGGAAGAGGAGGAGGAGGAGGAGGAGGAGGAGGAGGAGGGAGGUGAAGCGGACCCUUAUUACUAUGGUUACCCCCCUGGGCCCUAUGGCUACGGAUCCCCUGCGGGCCCCUCCCGCUCGGAAGACGCGGAGCUACGGUCGCCGGGCGUGGUCGGGAGGUUCCCCCGAGACGUCGUCGUGGCGGAGGAGCGCCAAGGGAAGGACUCGGGUGCUUGAGUUGCCCCCCCCCCCCCCACACACACACACGAUUCAGAAGCUGUAGCAAGAUGCACCCCCCCCCCAUGCACCUGGUGAAACAAUGUAAAUAUCUUUGUGGACUCUUGUAUAAUAUUGCAAAAAGUGCCUGAUCUUUGUUUUGUUUUCAUCGAUAAGCCGAGGCGACGUAUAGAAAGCCGUCCGAGCGUUGACUCAAAAAUUGUUUUGUCCUCACUUGUAAAAAAAAAAAAUUGACCUUUCCGACUGGUGAUCUUAAGCUCCGCCCCCUCAGCCAUGUCCCUCAAGCUUCCAAAAUGGUGACUGAACACAACAGGUUUGAAGUCGAUUCUGUAUCACGUAUUGCAGAUAAUAUUGCGGUAUGUUUUUUUUUUUGCCAAAUGCGUCCGACUCGUCCAAGAGGGUUCCACAGAGAGGUCUCAACUAUUUCACGCAAGGAUAUGUACACAGAAUUCAGAUUUUGGACGGAGCAGGACUCAAUGUCAGAGUUACAGCCAAACGUUGUCGAUCGAUGUUGACGCCUCACAAACUUUAUAUUGAAAUCCAACAUGAUAAAAUAGUGGAAUAGUACUGCGCAUGUAAAGCAGGGUGAGUACUUUUCACUUGGAAAGAUCGCGUUUGACUUGGCUCGUAAUCGAACCUGGUGCUCUGUCUUAAAAGUUCGAUGUGAUACAAAUAGGCCAAUAGACAUUUCUCUUGCAUGACAUAUCGCGCUAACCCGACUCUUCGGCAUAAAACAUGACACACUUCGUUCAGCAGGUCAGUGAUACGUGAACAAAGUGAAAGUUGUUCUCCUGCAAUGUAUAAAGCGCUGAUAAUAUCAAACUCAAAGAUACGAACAUACAGCCUUGUCUUUGUCGAUAUUGUCCACAUUUAGUUCUACGUGCGCUCUUCCGUGAGCCUUAAUCCAUCGUAGACACUUCGUCAACUGUGUUUUUAGGCUUUGGAAAAUGAAUCAAGCGGCCCCCUUGGAACCUAGCCGGAUAUCUUUCAUCAGAAUUGCACAUUCCCCAAGCGCAUCUGAGGACCAUCGUCUUCGUAACAUUAACGUUUCCAAGCGCAGGCUACUGACAACCAGCAUUGCUUGUGGGACAAUGUGGCGAGAGGGGCGUGUCAAGACAAUGCGGCUAUCUGAUUGGCUAUUACUGUACGAGUGAUUGACAGGUCGGAAAGGUCCAUUGAGCGUACCGAUAGAACGGAAUAUCUCGCAUUUUGACAUUUGUUAACUUUAUAGUAGUACUGACAGCACGCAGUGUUCAAAAAGAGCGACGAAUGGCACACCGGUUGCAAACCACUUCCCUAAUCAUUGUUAAAAGUACAGGAAAUACUGUUGUUGAAAAAAUAAAUUUGAGGCCCUUGAUGUAAAACAAUCGAAUACAAAAUGGUUGACAGAGCGCAGCUGUUGCCCAGUAUUCCUUCUGCCCGUGCCACGUCGACGUAUUCUUGCUUGAUUGUGCGCCGUUCGUAACCCCGAAACGCUGCACGUUGGUGCGCUCGGAAACUGAGGACGUGAACCCGCCUGAACCCGAAAGCGAUUCAUCUGUCGUCUGCUUCUCUUCAGCCGAUAAGAGAAUGAAAAUAACCCCACGACCUGUUACCUGAACACUGUGGAAAAACAUACUUGUUGCUUUCAAUUCUGUUUUUACUGCUCCCCGUUUGGGUCGUCCGAACCCGGCAUAAAGAUGAAGACGCCAUGGCUACAUGAUGCGCUUUUUGGCUUUCUGAAGUCUUUCGAGUUCAGAACAGCAAGGUGAAAAACAUUUAAAAAAAAAAACCUUUCUCGUCAUGACUUCGACAUACAGGGAGUCCUCGGUCUACGACUGAGAUCCGUUCCGAGAGUAGCAACUUAACUCAAAUUUCGACUUGAGUCGGAUUCCAUCUUUAAAGUCAGAAUUUACAUCAAAAUGCUUUGUAUAAAAAAACUAAGACCUUGAAAUCAAUAAGUUGAUGUACGUAGCAUUACUGCUCAGAGGUGGAUGGAGGUGAAGAAGGGGAGGCUGUGCUUCGCUAUUGCCGAGGAACCUGGUCCUCAAUCCUCUCCAUCUCGACAAGUACCAAAGAACCUCGUUUUGUGAUCAUUGUAUCCGACAUAGGAACGGAACCCUUCACAUGCGCUAAAAUAUGGGAUUUGUCUUUAAUAUUUAUGACCACGGUCGACCGACUGAAGCCUUGGUGGUGUUGCCGUCUCUCCUAUCUCCAACCUUUUUAUGAUCUUGAGCUUCGUUUCCAUGGUAAUGGAUUUUCUUUUGACUGCAGAAGCAUCGCUAAAAGACACAACUUUCUUCUUUGGGGCGAUAAUGUCUCAAAAGGAGGGCGAAAAAUGCCAAGAUACUCCCAGCGCACAAACACGGACGAGCAUCAGCCAGACAAAAUGUCGGACGGGGGACGGGCGUCGUAAAGUCGAAACGUCUUGGGUCGAGACCGUCUUAACCCGAGGACUCCCUGUACUCUUGUAUGAUGAUAAAAGCCCAAGGAGUCACGAAACUCAACCAUUUAGUAAACAAAAAUCAGGAAAAAAAAAUUUGUUGAUUCACAUCAAUAGACAUCAAACAAUGAUACGACAUAUCUUUAUUAUGGUAAAUAAUGUCAACGCAGGACAUCGAUUGUCGUAAGGGUUUACGUAUUUUAUUGUUCUCAUGUUGAGCCCGGC